Molecule: messenger RNA, 1033 nt
Organism: Nymphaea colorata (pocket water lily)
Lineage: Eukaryota; Viridiplantae; Streptophyta; Magnoliopsida; Nymphaeales; Nymphaeaceae
Product: DNA replication complex GINS protein PSF2
Exons: 8
Coding region: 63-695 (210 amino acids)
Biological process (GO): double-strand break repair via break-induced replication; DNA replication
Cellular component (GO): GINS complex; nucleus
Source: RefSeq, a predicted model, not a curated record
CCCGCCCUCUUAAGUUUGGCGCCACCCUGAAAAGUUCACCAAGCCGAGACGCCGGCGGGGAGAUGGCCGGCCAAUCCGAUCCUUGUCUUUCUUUGUUCUCUGCUGCCGAGGUUGAGUUUAUUGCGGAAGAUGAGUUGGUAGAUGUUGUUCCCAAUAUGAAGAUGGACGCCCUCCAUAUGUUCUGUGGCGUUUUUGGGCCAUUCUAUCCACAAAUAGCUGCCAAGGUGCCACUGUGGCUAGCAGUUGCCCUGAAGAAGCGAGGAAAGUGUAGAAUUCAACCACCUGACUGGAUGAGCAUUGAAAAAUUGACACAUGUCUUGGAUGCUGAGCGCGAGUCCCCUAGGGAAUUCCAGCCAUUGCCUUUUCAUUAUGUUGAGAUUUCAAGGCUAUUGUUUGAUUAUGCUCAUGAUGACAUACCAGAAAUGUGUUUGGUACGAUCUGCACUGGAAGACAUCAGAAAUGUUAGAUUUCACAAGGUUGAGAAUGGCUUAGCUACAAUUUCUGAUCGUACUCAUGCUGUGAAGUUAAAAAAUCUCUCUGCAAUGGAAGUGAACAUAAUACGUCCUUUCAUCAUCAGAGCUUUGCAGGCUUUCUAUAAACAUGACAGUCCUGAGAUGAUACACCAACCAACGUCACAAGAUAACAGGCCACGAGUAGCUGAUAAUGCUCCACGUCGUACUCUGCGUCCUCGAUAGAUGCUGAUGGCUGCCACUCUUCUGGUGUCCUUUUAACAAUGACUAACUGGAUGAUGAUGUUGAUAACAAUGACUGACUGGAUGAAAAUGUUGAUCUAUUCCUUGGAGUAGCUAUUGCUGCCAAUCGUUAUAUGUAUCAUGGUAUGCAUAUUUAGACUUACGUCAUCAAUCAUGGUACCUUUUGCAUUUCAACAUAUUGAGAUGCCAUAUUAUUGCUUUUUCAUAUUUUUUUCAUGCUUUUUCUCUAGAUUUUCUGCCACUUUGACAAGACAAUCUUGUCUACCUGUGUUUUCUUAUAUUACUACUGCGAGCUUGAUAGCAUUAGUUUAUUCUUACUUA